AUGUCGACCACCAAUUUCAACGUUACGGAGCAUACCAUCCCCGCGGGCCACAUUCGCGAGUAUGCCGGCAGCACCGCCAAUAGUCAAGAGGAUGUGUUGCAGCUCCAUGUGAAACAGUACACUCCUAAGGAGCAAUCACUGCCCCUGUCCUCGAAUGCGGUGACCAUCGUGGCAGCCCACGGGGUUGCCCUGGCUAAGGAACUGUACGAGCCAUUGUGGGACGAAAUAUGGCAGCGUUCAAGACAGCAUGGAAACGUGCAGAUCCGCAGUAUCUGGAUUGCCGAUAUGGUCAAUAUGGGUGGCAGUGGCAUCCUCAACGAAGAUAAGUUGAGCACGGAUUUCUCCUGGAUGGAUUGUGCCCGAGACCUGCUAUUAAUGGUUAAUCACUUCCGCGAUCAAAUGCCUCGACCGAUAGUUGGGGUGGGCCAUAGCUUUGGAGGCACCAUUAUAACGAACCUAGCAUAUCUGCAUCCUCGUCUCUUCACGACGGUCAUCCUCUUGGACCCCGUCAUUCAACUAAACCCGCCACCCAUGGGCUUUGGGACCGAGCCCCCCAGCGCAAUUAAUUUUACCUUAUACCGUUCCGACGUUUGGCCAAACCGUAAGGCGGCUAUGGCCACUUACGCAAAGAUCUUCCCCGCUAUGGACCCUCGUUGUCUGGAUCGAGCGGCCAAGUAUAUGUUCCGCGAUCUGCCCACAGCUUUGCAUCCACUCCCGGAAGGUAGCGAUACGUCCGACCCACCCGUUACGCUGACUACUACCAAAUAUCAAGAUCUGCUGGGUCAGAUCCGCGAGAAUUUCUCGGCCCGUGCCUUAGACGGCUCUAUCCAAAUCAACCGUCGCACGCACGCAGAUAUGGAUCCUCUGGCUGCCUUCAUCCCUAUGUAUCGUCCAGAACCACGCAGCACGUUCUAUAAGCUUCCAAGUUUGCGGCCGUCGGCUCUCUGGCUUCUCGGGGGAAAUACCUAUCUCCGUAUAGACGAAAUCCGCCAGGGUGUCCAGAUCUGUGGAACAGGGGUCGGUGGCAGUGGAGGAAUUUCUCCAGGGAGGGUUAUGGAAGUGAUCUUGCCUAAAGCGGGUCAUCUCUUCCCAUUUGAGAAUGUGGCCGACGCGGCUGAACAUUGCUUCCAGUGGUUAGAUCAUGAAAUGGCGCACUUCAUUCGUUUAGAGCGCGAGUGGGAAGAAAAACGCCGGUCUAUGAGCAAGCGCGAUCAUCUUGUCUUAGGGGAGGAAUGGUAUAAAGCUAUCAAACCGAUCAGCGCUUUCCGAGCUCCGAAACCGAAGAAGGAUAAGUUGUGA
This is a messenger RNA of Aspergillus melleus, 1299 nucleotides long. Its product is annotated as alpha/beta hydrolase. NCBI's taxonomy places the organism in Eukaryota, Fungi, Ascomycota, Eurotiomycetes, Eurotiales, Aspergillaceae. Bases 1 to 1299 code for a protein of 432 amino acids. The transcript is spliced from 4 exons. The record is from RefSeq and is a predicted model, not a curated record.